AUGAAUCUAACCGAGGACGAACACAAUUUAUUAAAAUUAGGUCCUCGAUUCAUUUACAAUGAUCUGAAAGCAGCUAGUCGACGACGUAAUAUUGGAUUAAAUCUUUUAAAACGUAAGAUUCAAACUCGUUUUUUACAACAAAAAGCUGCUCCAGUUCGACGUUUAUUUGAUAUUCUUCAAAGUGCUUUACGUACAUAUGCACCAUGGAGUUUAACACAAUCAUCUCAUCGAAUAUUAUUACAAUCGGAAAUAGGUAGUGGAGCAAAUAAAUGGAUAGUUAAAACAAUGGAUAUGAGUACAGAUGCUGUACAUUUUCGUCCAGUUGAAAUGAAAACUUAUGAUAGUAAAGGAAAUUCAAUUUGGUGUAUGACAACAACUAUUCCAGUUCAAUUCAAUUUAUGGCUUGAUCCAUUAACAAAUAAUAAUGAUAAUAAUAAUACAAAAACUAUUGAAAAUCAAUUUGAACAACAAUGGAAACAAUAUACAGAUAAUUUAAAAGAAAGUCUUCUAUUAAUGGAUGAUCGUUUACUCUCAUUAGAUACGUUAAAAUUACCAUCAAAAUCUAGUAAAAAUUCUGUUGAUAUUCAAUGGUUGUCACCAAUUGAUUCACCACUAUCAAAUGAAGAGUCAAAGGAAAAUCGUACAUGUUAUAAAUUUGAUGGAAGUGCAAGUCUUCGACUCUUUACAUGCCAUUCUGAAAUGACCGGCAAUGAUAUACGACAAUAUUUUAUAGAAGAUCUUUUCCGUUCAAUGCUUAUUCGUCUGAAUUUAGCUCUUAUUAAUAAUGAAACAAAUACUAAUGAAAAUAUUUUACUCAAUAAACUUAUUUUACCACGUCGUGUUUAUAUUAAUCGACCUGUUUUUAUAUCUGGUUAUCAACUUGUUCAUGAAGAAUUACCAAUGGUUAUUGAUUCAUUACAAGAAAAUUUUAAAAUAACAUCACUUUUGGAAGAAGAUCUUGAAGUUGCUGAAGAAUUUCCACCUGAAAUAACAAAUGAUGAAAGAUUAAAACAAUUUAAUACCAAUAUAAAUACAAAAGAUACUCAAGAAAAAUUAACAACGAAAAAAAGCAUAUAUCAAAAUUUAAUGAUUCUGAUUGAACAGUAUCUUGGUACCGGAAAUGCAGUACUAAUCGCUUUACUCGUUGCAAUAUUUUCUAUAUUGAUUGGUAUCAUGAUAAAACUUUUUACAUAA
Messenger RNA from Adineta steineri, 1194 nucleotides. The record is from the annotation of a GenBank genome assembly. Lineage: Eukaryota; Metazoa; Rotifera; Eurotatoria; Adinetida; Adinetidae.